Closterium sp. Naga37s-1 is the source of this 816-nucleotide messenger RNA. The record is from the annotation of a GenBank genome assembly. Lineage: Eukaryota; Viridiplantae; Streptophyta; Zygnematophyceae; Desmidiales; Closteriaceae.
AUGGAUGAAGGAGCUGCGGUGUUGCUGGCAGGAGCUGUGGUGUUGCUGGCAGGAGCUGUGGUGUUGCUGGCAGGAGCUGUGGUGUUGCUGGCAGGAGCUGUGGUGUUGCUGGCAGGAGCUGUGGUGUUGCUGGCAGGAGCUGUGGUGCUGCUGGCAGGAGCUGUGGUGCUGCUGGCAGGAGCUGUGGUGCUGCUGGCAGGAGCUGAGUUGUUGUCGUCAGGAGCUGAGGUGUUGUCAUCAGGAGGUGAGGUGUUGUCGUCGGGAGCUGCGGUGUUGUCAUCGGGAGCUGCAUUGUUGUCAUCGGGAGGUGAGGUGUUGUCAUCGGGAGCUGCGGUGUUGUCAUCGGGAGGUGAGGUGUUGUCGUCAGGAGCUGCAGUGUUGUCAUCGGGAGCUGCUGUGUUGUCAUCGGGAGGUGAGGUGUUGUCGUCGGGAGCUGUGGUGUUGUCAUCGGGAGGUGAGGUGUUGUCGUCGGGAGCUGCGGUGUUGUCAUCGGGAGGUGAGGUGUUGUCGUCGGGAGCUGCGGUGUUGUCAUCGGGAGGUGAGGUGUUGUUGUCAGGAGCUGCAGUGUUGUCAUCGGGAGCUGCUGUGUUGUCAUCGGGAGGUGAGGUGUUGUCGUCGGGAGCUGCGGUGUUGUCAUCGGUUGGUGAGGUGUUGUCAUCGGGAGCCGCGGUGUUGCUGCCAAGUGCUGCUGUUCGGGUGACGCAGCGGGCGGACUUCACUGCCAGGGGCAGCUUGUAUCUGAGCAGGGCACGGGGAGGGCAGCGUGAGUGCAAAGAAGGGUUGUUGGUGAGGCGGGGGGUGAGGAAGCGGCACUGA